UGUAACGGCCGUUAGGCUAACUGAAGGGCCCAACCGUCGUCCGUAGCCGACGUGGUGGCAGCGGUUGGUGUCCCUGAGUGAGGGAUUUCGCUGCCCGCUUUCAAGCUCACAUCUGGAGGGAAAAACCCUUUUUAAAAAAAAAAGGGGAGGAGAAAAGAUGGCGGUGAAGUAGAGAGACGUGGAGUGCAUCCCUCUCCACAGAUGCAUUGGGAAUGCACGGAAGGACGCAGUAAUUCCCACAGAGAACCAGCUGAACACCAGCAGACGGCCUCGGACACCAGAAAGGGCUGCGGGGAGCCCGACAUAGCCGGUAGGGAGGCAUCUACGACGGCUCAAAGAGGGUGAAGCGGCGGAGCUGUGGCAGACGGGAGAGAGUGAGAAACAUACGGAGGGUCCGCAGCGCAGCUCAGCGUUCCCGGACCAAGACAUCGAUCCGCGGCUGAACGGAGGGUCCAGGAGCGGGAGCGUGGGAACCGGAGAGCUGGUUCAGGCUAGCUCAAUAACUGUGUUGAUGGCCAUGCAGGAGAGAUACCCAAGUGAGAAGAUCUCUCAUGCCACAUCACCAGGUUCCAGUGUGAUUCAGAAAGGCAAUUCCCUGGGGACUGAAUGGCAGACCCCAGUUAUCUCGGAGGCCUUUCGGAGCCGCUUCAGCCGCUGUUCAAGUGUAGCUGACAGUGGGGACACAGCUAUUGGCACAUCAUGCUCAGACAUUGCAGAAGAUUUUUGCAGCUCAAGUAGCAGCCCUUCUUUCCAGCCCAUCAAAAGCCACGUAACCAUUCCAACAGCCCAUGUGAUGCCUUCUACUUUGGGGACCUCUCCUGCCAAGCCAAGUUGUCCUGCCGGACCCUCUUCUUCCAAACUUCCUUUGUCAGGGUUAGCUGAAAGUGUGGGGAUGACAAGAAGUGGAGACCUCGGUGCAAUGAAACGUUCUCCAGGCCUAUCUAGAGAUUUCAUGUAUCUUUGUGGUGCUGCUGGAGAAAAUGGAGUUGAGCAGUCCUGGUUUCCAGCAGUGGGCCAUGAAAGAGAAGAAGAGGCAAGGAAGUUUGAUAUUCCCAAUAUGGAAUCUACCCUCAAUCAGUCGGCAAUGAUGGAGACACUUUAUUCAGAUCCCCACUACCGAGUCUACUUCCACAACCCAAGGGCUGACACAAAUAAGGAGUUAUACAAAGUGUUGCCUGAGACCAAGAAGGCACCAGGCAGUGGGGCUGUAUGUGAGCGGAAUGGACCACACCCUGGUGGCAGUGGGGUUCUUCCUUUGGGACUCCAGCCUGCUCCUGGGCUCUCCAAGCCUCUACCUUCUCAGGUGUGGCAGCCGAAUCCUGACCCUUGGCAUCCCCGUGAGCGAUCUUGUGAACUCGGCACUUGUCGGCAGCAACUGGAGUUGAUCCGUUUACAGAUGGAGCAGAUGCAGCUUCAGAAUGGAGCCAUCUGCCACCAUCCUGCUGCUUUUUCUCCUUCAUUACCCACAUUAGACCCAGCACAGUGGAUCAGCAUCUUGAACAGUAAUGAACACCUUCUGAAGGAAAAGGAGCUCCUUAUUGACAAGCAGAGGAAACAUAUCUCUCAGCUGGAGCAGAAAGUGCGAGAGAGCGAAUUGCAAGUCCACAGUGCUCUUUUGGGCCGCCCAGCCCCCUUUGGGGAUGUCUGCUUGCUGAGGCUGCAGGAAUUGCAGCGAGAGAACACUUUCUUACGUGCACAGUUUGCACAGAAGACAGAAGCCUUGAGCAAAGAAAAGAUCGAGCUUGAAAAGAAACUCUCUGCUUCAGAAGUUGAAGUCCAGCUCAUCAGAGAGUCACUCAAAGUGGCACUGCAGAAGCAUUCAGAGGAGGGGAAGAAACAGGAAGAAAGGGUCAAGGGUCGUGAUAAACAUAUCAAUAAUUUGAAAAAGAAAUGUCAGAAGGAAUCAGAGCAGAACCGGGAGAAGCAGCAGCGUAUUGAGACCUUGGAACGCUACCUGGCUGACCUGCCCACCCUGGAAGACCAUCAGAAGCAGAGCCAGCAGCUUAAGGAUUCUGAGUUGAAGAGCACAGAGCUGCAGGAGAGAGUGGCCGAGCUGGAGAGUUUGCUGGAGGAGACCCAGGCAGCCUGCAGAGAGAAGGAGGUUCAGCUGGAAAGCCUGAGACAGAGGGAAGCAGAAUUCUCCUCUAGACAUAGCCUGCAAGAUAAGCGGUGUGUGAAGGAGGCCAGUGGAGAAGAUCCAGCUCAACAGGGAGAUGGUCCCCAAAUGGAAACCGAGUCCUGGCAGAAGGAACGUGAUUCCCUUCGAAAGAUUGUGGAGAAGCAGCAGCAAAAGAUUGAUCAGUUGCGUUCACAAGUACAGAGCCUAGAACAGGAAGUGGCUCAGGAAGAAGGAACAAGCCAGGCCCUGAAAGAGGAGGCCCAAAGGAGGGAGACAGCCCUGCAGCAGCUGCGCACAGCUGUGAAAGAGCUUUCAGUACAGAACCAGGACCUCAUUGAGAAGAAUCUGAUGCUCCAAGAACACCUGCGCCAGGCCCAAUCAGGGUCUUCAUCUUCAUCAGACACGGCCCAGCUGGCAUUUGAGCUGCACCAGGAGUUGGCCAGUUGCUUUCAAGAUCUGCAGGCUGUCUGUAGCAUUGUGACCCAGAGGGCCCAGGGCCAUGACCCCAAUCUCUCCCUGCUCCUGGGCAUUCACUCUGCACAGCACCCAGGAACUCAGCUAGAUUUUCAGAAGCCAGAUGUGAUCAGGAGGAAACUAGAAGAGGUUCAACAGCUACGCCGUGACAUCGAGGACUUAAGGACCACCAUGUCAGACAGAUACGCCCAGGACAUGGGAGAAAACUGUGUCACACAGUGAGGAAUGCUGGGGGUGGGACAGGCUGUAUUCCCCCAGGAAGAAUCUGGUCUGCUGAGAGCCUGGUUUAGCAGGUCCUGCCCUGACAAUCUCUUGCCUCCUAUCUGCUGCUAUUCCCAGAGAGAAGGGGUGGAGGGGAGGUAUGAGCCUGCAUCUGGAGCCAAGGGCUGAUUAGAGAAGUUUGUUUGCCCUGCCCCACUAUGGCUUUGCCUUGUUGGAUUGUAUUUGUCCUGUCAUACUGAUUCACCUUUUGAGGGUGAGUUACUAAUUAACUUUCGCAGGUAGACUGGGAAGUCCUCACAGACUGUUCCCAGUUGCAAGCUGACGUCAAACAGGCUGCUUACCUCCCUUCUCCAUCCUUUGGGAUGGAUCCACAUUCAUUCCCCCUCCAUACCGUGGUCGUGCUGAUGCCCAAAGUUCCUUAGAGGAGCCAGGAAAGGCUGAGUACCAGUAACAAUGGCCAUUGGAGAAUUCUCAGGCCCCAUGUGCCACCUUCCUGGGACUUGAGCUGGCUCUGGGUUUUCAUAGGCCCAGUCCCACCGCUUCUUCCUCAGGGCUCUUAUUCUCACAGAUGCCUCAGGGUGAUCUAUUCGUUAGCAAAGUAUUCACUAGAAUUGGGGGCCUAGGGAUUAUAAUGAGGGCUCCUUCAUCUGUGCUACCAUGUCCAUUUACAGAGACCCCACUCUAGUUGCCCUGUGCCCUUGGGGCCCUGGUCAUGUGGUUAGCACAGCCCUUUCUCCUUUGUUCUCAGGCUGGCCAGGUAGCCCCCUUCUUGGGCUUUGAGUGCAAACUGUCUCCUCUAUGACUCUGGGUUUGGGCAGGAUUUUCCCCCAGGAUACCACAGGGCAACUGUCAAGCUGCUCACCCCCUUCCUCUGGGGCUGGGGCCAGUGCCCAGCCUUCUGAUUUGUGCCUCUCUUGUGUUUGGGGUUGGGGGUCCUUUCCCUUUCCUGCUCUGGGCUCCUUGAGAGUUCAGAGUACCCAGCACAGGUCAGCUUUAAGGUACAGCUUUCAGUGUUUUCCAUUGUUUGUUUCUCUGGGUCCUUUGGACCCACUGAUUUCUGGUUUCUCUUGCCUCCUCAUUGAGGGAGCAUCUUGUAGUUGUUUGUUUCUGGUUGUUGGGGCAGCCCCAGGCCUCCUCUAGACCUGGAGCCAGGCCAAGCCAGGCCAUGUGUGGGGAGGGGGGAGCACUGAGUAGUUCAGGAGUCCAGAGCCAGCCACUGGGAGAUUCUUGCUAAGCUUUGGGCUGGCAGGACAGCAUCCUGGACAUCACUGCUGGCCUGAAUGAGACUCCUUAAGUGUUUCUACAAGUUUGUGUUUUAUUUAUGGCGUGACUUAUCCCUUCCAUUCAGAGCAGCCCCACCCAUCCAUCCCUUCAGCCUCUGGGCUCCAGCCUCCUAAAAGCAGAGCUGCCUGGUUGGUCUCCACCCUGUACUGGGAUCCCAGCCACCAUGCUCACGGGUAUUUUUCCUCAUAAAGUUUAUAAGCAGUUAUUUAUAUGAAUCCUUGUUAUGUCAACUGGUUUGUAUUGCCUAUUUUGAUUACAAAAUAAAAUUUUA
This is a messenger RNA of Hippopotamus amphibius kiboko, 4370 nucleotides long. It is a transcript of the gene CEP85, whose product is annotated as centrosomal protein 85. The record is from RefSeq and is a predicted model, not a curated record. The coding region runs from base 512 to 2815 and encodes 767 amino acids. The transcript is spliced from 15 exons. Gene Ontology annotation, cellular component: centrosome. NCBI's taxonomy places the organism in Eukaryota, Metazoa, Chordata, Mammalia, Artiodactyla, Hippopotamidae.